AUGUCGCUGCCUCGGCCUCGCAAUCGUCGAUUCGUCACCCGCCUGCUCACCUCACUCGACCUAGCUGCCACACCACCUGAUCAUGAUCGUCUGGCGGCCGCUCCCGUCACCCCACUGGAGCCCAACCACAACCCCCUCGCCCGCGCCCCAGAUGCGGCCAGGAGACUGCUGCUGGCCCUGCAAGUCCUGUUCCCCACUGAAUUCGUCCCCGCGCUAGACCUGCUCGACCGCCGCCUUGUGACUCGCUUCCGCCUGCUCGACCAAAGCAGCAUUGCGUCUGCCGCCAUAGCCUCCACCGACGAGGUACGCGAGGGGCAUGCAGAGGCCGAGCGACAUGUCACCAUGCAAGGGGGAGACGAGCAUGAACAGCAUGAAGAAGCAAUACACAUGCGCAAUGCACAUGACGCAUCCAAGCACCACAAUACACGCACCCCAUCAUCUUCAAACGACGACACCACAGUCCAAGAACCCAACACUACUACUACUACUACUACUACUCCUCCUCCAAUACCACAGAUACCCCCAAUCCACAACACAUACUACGUACGCUCCGCCCAGCACCGCUCCUCGCGCCACGCUCCCGCCUCGUACGACGCAACAACAAGCUACCAAGUGCGUCUGGCCGCGUGGAACUGCUCCUGUCCCGCCUUUGCCUUUGCCGCCUUUCCUGCUGGUAUUGAUGAUGACGAGGUAGACGACACUUAUCAUUACCCGGAAAAUGAACAGAACCAUGCGUAUGAGCAGGAGUAUGAGUAUGAGGAACAGGAACAGCAACACCCAGCAUGCAGCUUCGGCGGCAUGACGCUAGGCGACCACAUGCCCCCCGUAUGCAAGCACCUGUUGGCCUGUGUGCUGGCGGAAAGCUGCCCUACGCUAUUUGGCGCCUUUGUCCAGGAAAAACACGUUACGCUUGCCGAGGCAGCUGCAUGGGCCGCGGGCUGGGGUGAUUGA
This is a messenger RNA of Exserohilum turcica Et28A, 951 nucleotides long. RefSeq lists its product as uncharacterized. The record is from RefSeq and is a predicted model, not a curated record. The coding region runs from base 1 to 951 and encodes 316 amino acids. The transcript has a single exon. Lineage: Eukaryota; Fungi; Ascomycota; Dothideomycetes; Pleosporales; Pleosporaceae.